GAAAAAAACUCUUCAUCUCUGAGCUCGUGGAAGAGACAUGCCACAGUUCCACUAUAGCCAUAGGCUCUUAGCCGAUCACCGCUAUUAUAUCAUAUUUCCAGUAACCCGACGCCCCAUUAGCUGCUGCGGCCUCAAACUCCAACCAGUAAUGCAAAAAGCUAAUCAGUAAUCAUUUACCGAAGCACCACCAAACCUGAACAAUGUCUCUGCGCUUCUCUCACUUCGUAUCCCUUCUCCUGCUAUCGUCCUGUUGUUUCUAUCCAAUUUUUGCGCACAGCGAUGAUGAUCCAGCGAUAAAAACCAUGGAGGAGUUCUCCGGAUACCCAAGUCAUGCUUCCUCUUCUUGCGGACCAGACUGGAUAUCUUCACUCUCCGUCCGUUCUCGAGAGUUACAGCAACAGAUUGAUGAGCUAUCAACUUUCUCAGAUACGCCUGCUCCAUCGGUGACAAGAAUCUUGUACAGUUCGAAGGAUGUUUUGGCUCGUAGGUACAUCAAGAACUUGAUGGGACUUUCUGGUCUCUCUAUCAGAGAGGAUGCUGUUGGUAACAUAUUUGGCCGAUGGGAUGGCUAUGAACCAGAACUUGCUGCAGUUGCAACUGGCUCUCAUAUUGAUGCUAUUCCGUACUCUGGGAAGUUUGACGGAGUUGUUGGCGUUUUGGGUGCAAUAGAAGCUAUUAAUGUGCUAAAAAGGUCUGGCUUCCAGCCUAAAAGGUCAUUGGAGGUAAUCAUGUUCACCUCAGAAGAGCCCACUCGAUUUGGGAUUAGCUGCUUGGGAAGCCGCUUGUUAGCGGGCAGUGAGGCACUCGAAAAAGCUCUUAAAAAUGCAGUGGAUGGUCAAAACAUAUCCUUUCUUGAUGCUGCAAGAUCUGCUGGAUAUGCAAAAGAUCCAGAGGACUUAUCUACUGUGUUUUUGAAGAAAGGAAGCUAUUCUGCUUUUGUAGAGUUGCACAUUGAGCAGGGUCCUAUUCUGGAGGAGGAAGGUAUUUCUAUUGGUGUUGUGACUGCCAUUGCAGCUCCUGCAAGUAUCAAAGUGGAUUUUGAAGGCAGUGGAGGCCAUGCAGGGGCUGUCCUGAUGCCACACAGAAAUGAUGCAGGAUUGGCUGCUGCGGAAUUAAUGCUAUCUGUUGAGAAGCAUGUAUUGGAAUCUGGAUCUAUAGACACUGUUGGUACCGUUGGUAUUCUGGAGCUGCAUCCUGGAGCAAUCAAUAGCAUCCCGAGCAAGUCACACCUAGAAAUUGAUACUAGGGACAUUGAUGAAGAGCGAAGAAAUAUUGUAAUAGAAAAAAUCCAUCAAUCUGCAAUUAGAAUAGAAGAGAAUCGUGGAGUUCGGCUCUCAGAAUUUAAAAUUGUCAACCAGGAUCCCCCAGCACUUUCAGAUGAAUCAAUAGUUAAGUCAAUGGAAGCAGCAACGAAAGACCUAAAUCUGACACGCAAGUUAAUGAUUAGCCGAGCAUAUCAUGAUUCGCUGUUCAUGGCCAGAAUCUCACCAAUGGGCAUGAUUUUCAUUCCAUGUUACAAAGGAUACAGCCAUAAACCUGAAGAAUAUGCCUCCAUUGAGAAUAUUGAAAAUGGGGUCAAAGUAUUAGCAUUAGCCCUUGCCAAGCUAUCGCUGUCUUAGCACAUCCACAAUUUCACAUUGAUCAAGGUGCCUUUCAAAUCAAAGUGUGCUUUCUCCAUUACCUUCUGUAUUAUCAUUUUUCAUAACCAUUGCAAACAUAGAAAAUGGGUGCAAGGGCUUACCCUCCUCCACAAGCCCCCCUUGUAUUUGAGUGCUCCUUCUAAGAGCAGACCUUCAACAAGAAUUUGCUUUCCUUGUGGACGGCUUUCAUAAUGUUAAUGAAGUAAAAAAUGUGAUGUUCUAAA
Molecule: messenger RNA, 1864 nt
Organism: Malania oleifera
Lineage: Eukaryota; Viridiplantae; Streptophyta; Magnoliopsida; Santalales; Ximeniaceae
Product: ureidoglycolate hydrolase
Exons: 12
Coding region: 201-1619 (472 amino acids)
Molecular function (GO): hydrolase activity, acting on carbon-nitrogen (but not peptide) bonds, in linear amidines
Source: RefSeq, a predicted model, not a curated record